Molecule: messenger RNA, 1803 nt
Organism: Yamadazyma jaroonii
Lineage: Eukaryota; Fungi; Ascomycota; Pichiomycetes; Serinales; Debaryomycetaceae
Source: the annotation of a GenBank genome assembly
AUGGAGUUUGUAAUUCAACAAUUAAGGUCAGUGAUAAUUCAUUCCAUUGAUACCUUCAAUUAUUCAAAUGCAGAAUUCGCUGGCGAAAGAUUAUUAGCACUUGAUAAUUCUUCUCAUUCAAUUUAUUUAUAUGCCAUAGUAUUAUUUCAUCAAGGUAAACAUAAAACCGUUUAUUCUAAAUUAUUAGAUAUAGUGGAUCAUUUAGGAUGUGCAUAUUUAUUUGCUAAAUCAUGUUUACAGUUGGGGAAGUAUAAGGAAGGGAUCUAUCAAAUAUUGAAGCAAGGAAAUCUAGAUGAUGAAACAUUUUUCAACAAACCAGAAAUGAGAUUUAGUUAUGAAAAUAAUCGAUCAAUGACUCCUGAUGCUUCAGCGGUGUAUCAUUUACUAGGAGAUUUAUUCAAUAAAGUUGGGGACGUUAAGAAUGCCAGUUUGAACUAUAGUUCCGCUUUAAAAUGUAACCAGUUUGAUUUUGAAGCAUUCACGAAAUUAUGUAAAUUAGGUGUUGAAGUCAAAGUAAAGAAUUUAUACAAACAAGAUGUGGUUGAUGAAUUCUUACCAACAUCCCCCAAUACCAUUUUACCACCUAACCAUUUAAAUACUCCGAUAAAUAUUCAUGUUAACACUCCCUUACCAUCACAUGUUGGAUCACCAUUUAAUGAAGAUAUUUCAACUCCACGAAUAAAAUCAACUACUGUACCUAUGGCACCUAAAAGAGAGUUUAUUAAACCCAAAACCAGUUAUUCUAAAGUAACGUCAAGAUUGAUAAAUCCCCCAAAGAAACCAGAAUUGAAAUUUACUACUAAUAAAGAUAUUGAAAACAGUAAUAAUUAUUUAAUUCAAUUGUAUAUAGUGUUUGCGAAAGCAUAUAAAUGUUUCAGCAAAUAUGAUUGUUACAAAGCUAUUAGAAUACUAGAAUCCUUACCUGAUAAUGAAAAAGAAACUCCUUGGGUGUUAUCCAAAUUAGGUAGAUUACAUUAUGAAAUUGUUAAUUAUAAACAAAGUGAAUAUUUUUAUAAUAAAUUAAGACUUAUUGAUAGAACUAGAUUGAAUGAUAUGGAAUAUUAUUCAACCUUAUUAUGGCAUUUACAUAAAAAAAUCGAAUUAACUUAUUUAUGUAAUGAAUUAUAUGAUUUAGAUAAUACAUCCCCCAUUACAUGGUGUGUUUUAGGGAAUUUAUUUUCAUUAAAUAGAGAACCUGAUGAAGCUAUUAAAUGUUUCAAUAAGUCUAUUAAGUUAGAUAAGAAUUUCACUUAUGCAUACACGUUGAAAGGACAUGAAUAUUUUAGUAAUGAUAAUUAUGAAAUGGCAUUAGAAAACUUUAGGACUAGUUUAAUUAUAGAUAAUCGUCAUUAUAAUGCAUUAUAUGGAAUUGGGAUGGUUUAUAUUAAUCUAGGAGAUUAUGAAAAGGCAGAUUAUCAUUUUAAGAAAGCCGUACUGAUUAAUCCAAUAAAUGUUAUAUUGAUUUGUUGUGUAGGGAUGGUAUUAGAAAAAUUAGGUAAGAAGAACCUUGCAUUAAGACAAUAUGAAUUAGCUAAUAAACUACAACCUUUAAAUCCAUUACCAAUAUUCAAAAAGGCUCAAUUGUUAUUUACUAUGCAACAAUUCCAACAAUCAUUACAAUUAUUCGAGAUUCUUAAAGAUUUAGCACCUGAUGAAGCAUCAGUUCAUUUCUUAUUAGGUCAAUUAUAUCAUCUUCAAGAUGAUAAAUUCCUGGCUAUUAGAGAAUUCACCAUUGCUCUUAACUUAGACCCAAAAGGGAAUUAUCUUAUCAGGGAAGCCAUGGAGGCUUUACAAGAGAAAUAA